CUCGAUAUCCGCGCUAUGACGGAUGGGAUACCACCACAAGCAGAUAGCGGCCUCCCCCAGAGGCAAGCUCAGGUCCUGGCGCAUCCUUCAGUCGCGGCCCAGCAGCUCCGACCUCACGCAGCCAUGGGUCCGUACUCCACCGCCCUCGUCCUCCUGGCCUGCGGCCUGGCCGCCGCACACGCGCUGCCGCCCCGCAGGGUUCCCCGCGAGGCCCUCGGCAGCUGGGGUGGCAUCACGCCCUACAUCGUGAACGGCACCAAGGCCGACAUCAAGGACGUGCCCUACCAGCUCUCCAUGGAGCAGCUCUUCAUGCACGUGUGCGGCGCCUCCAUCGUCAGCGAGAACUACGCCGUGAGCGCAGCCCACUGCGUGGCCGGCGCGAGCCCGUGGAUGAUCCGCGUGCGCGCUGGAUCCACCUGGACCUUCCUGUUCAACUGGAUGGGCAAGACCUCCGGCAUCAAGAACGUCUGGUACCACUCCGGCUUCACCUUUGACAAGAUGGACCAUGACGUGUCCGUGCUGCAGCUCAAGAAGACCCUCUCCUUCGGGCCCACCAUCCAGCCCAUCGCGCUGCCCGCCGCCGGCGAGGAGCUGCCCUCGGGCGCCACGGGCGUCGUGUCCGGCUGGGGCACACUCUCGGAGGGCGCACUGCUGACGGCCUUCCACCUGAGGAAGCUGGAGAUCCCACUCUGGACCAAGGACGAGUGCGCCAAGCUGUACGCGAAGCCCCAGACCGCCGUCACGGAGAACAUGCUCUGCGGAGGAAACUUCGAGGGUGACUCCUGCCAGGGCGACUCUGGCGGCCCGCUGGUGUCAGGUGGAAAGCUUGUUGGUAUUGUGUCAUGGGGAGAGGGCUGCAACGAAAACGGCAAACCCGGUAUCUACAGCAAGGUUUCAUCAAGUGACAUUCGCAGCUUCAUUCAGGAGCACGCUAACCUGUAGGCAACAAUCGGGUGUCUGGGACAUCUGGGACUCGUCAAGUACACAGUAAAAUCUGAAAUGCCAGAGAA
This is a messenger RNA of Frankliniella occidentalis (western flower thrips), 1010 nucleotides long. RefSeq names its product trypsin 3A1. The record is from RefSeq and is a predicted model, not a curated record. Gene Ontology annotation, biological process: proteolysis. Gene Ontology annotation, molecular function: serine-type endopeptidase activity. Lineage: Eukaryota; Metazoa; Arthropoda; Insecta; Thysanoptera; Thripidae. The transcript has 6 exons. The coding region runs from base 16 to 942 and encodes 308 amino acids.